Musca domestica (house fly) is the source of this 887-nucleotide messenger RNA. Its product is annotated as MIT domain-containing protein 1-like. Lineage: Eukaryota; Metazoa; Arthropoda; Insecta; Diptera; Muscidae. The transcript has a single exon. The record is from RefSeq and is a predicted model, not a curated record. The coding region runs from base 1 to 789 and encodes 262 amino acids.
AUGUCGAUUACCUUAAUGUCAUUUACGUUCAAAAUAUCUAUUUCAAAUUAUUUUGUUUUUCAAAAAAUCAGAAAAUCUCCAACGAAGAACAACCGAAAAAAAAUUAAUCCACACGAAAUCCUAUUGAAGGCGAUACACAGCGAGCGCGACAGACGUUUCUUAGAGUCCCAGCAUUACUAUUGCAAGGGCAUCGAGCUGUUACGAGAUUUUGUCAACAACACAAGAAAUACUCGAACUGUCAAACGUUAUUACGAACAUAUCCUGCAAUAUAUUGAACGCUCCAAAAGCGUAUACGCUCAGGUAGAAAAACUUCUUAAAACUGGAGAAUUUCUCAAGUCCACGCAAAUACAGGAAGACUCGCAAGGUCAUAGCUAUGAAACGCUAAUUGGUGAAUAUUUUGAGGCAGAUGUUCAUGAAAUCUAUUUGGAGGAACCCUAUCUCCAGCGACCAUAUCAAGUAGAGAAUUUAGUUAUAUUCUUAGAGAUGGCGGUGAAGAAAUGUCCGCGCUUGAAAUUUGUUAAACUGCUCACAAAUCGCGUGGGCAAUGAUGCUAACUUGAGGGAUAUUCAAGGUAGUCUGCGACUGAGAGGCAUUGAAUUUAUUGUAGAACGAGACCCGCGACAGCACGAUCGAAAAGUGGCAUUAAGUACGGGAAUUGUUAAAAAAAUUGGUCGCGGUUUACACAUUUUCAAGGCAGCCAAUUCCACCUACUCUUUGGGUAUAUGUGAUUAUGAUUUUAGGCGUUGUUUGAAAACGGAUGUCGACGUGUGGCGUUCGGGGAGAAAGUAAAAAUAAUUGUGAAAACAAAUUUGGUGUGUGCGGUUUUAGUAAUAAAAUGUUUAAAAAAAAAAGUUAAAUAGUAUCAGUCGAUUUUGCCGACAAAUGUA